AGAGCAGUCGAUCGAUAUGGUCGUGUCAGCUUCGCGAAAAUUAAACGACUUCAUUCUAGAUAACUUUUCUUUAUGAUAAAAAAGUAUUCAAGUUCCUGGCCAUGAAGAAAAGAUUGAGAGCUCGUAAAGCGAAUCGGAAUGCAACUGACCCUGAGAACUUUUCACAUGAGUGCUUUAACUAAUUGUCUUCUGUCUUCUAACGAGCGAUGAAUAUCUACCGAUUUCAGUAAUACGAACUUGAUGAAGUAUUAUUCAUACUUUUGGAAAACGUCUCCAUGAAACCUAUACAAAAGUAUAUAGCAAAAAUUGGAAUGAAAAGCAGAAAGCGUGAAACAGUAGGAAACACAAUGUGUGUAUUGUAUUUCGAGACAGGAAUUAUAUGAAAGAAAGCGAAGACAGAUACUAUAAUAAUAUUAUGAUUAGGUAUACGCAAAACAGAUCUGGUAGCCAAAAAAAUAUUAAUGCUGUUUAUCAAACUGAAAAUCGAGUUGUUUAUGGAUUCCGUGAGAACAAGAGCGCAGAGGAUCGUGAAGACAUUCCUGAGCGCACAAGCGGUUCACACUUCACCAGGGCGUCGUGUAACGCGGAUACGUCCCUAGUUACGGAAAAUCCGUGCACGCCACGUUGACGCGCGAUUGGUGGAUGUGUGUAAUUCCCGGGGAAGAACCGGAGAUCAUCGUCAAGGUUAUAUGCCGUUGACGCACUCCGGAAUUAAAGGCAGUUGAUUACGCGCGUCUGAUUUAACGCCAAUUGGUAGUAAUACAGACAUUUUAAGUCCAUUUAGUAGUUCUGGAUCUCAGGGAACUAUGAGCAAUAUGUCACCCAUGUCGACGUCGCCUCUGCACAUUACAGAUGAUUUUAUUAAUCUAACAAAUGCAGAAACGAUAUUUGGUAUGGAAGCAUCCCUCAGUAUCUUGGUGCAGCCAGUGGAGAAAUUCAGAUUUCGAUACAAAUCUGAAAUGGUGGGGACACAUGGAAGCCUGAACGGUCUACAUACCACUACUGGACGUAAACGAAGUAGAAAUAGCGUACCCACGGUCCAGUUACACAAUUUUUUGGAUAAAGCGAUAAUACGUUGCACAUUGGUCACAGCCGAUGAAGACUUUAGAAUACCACAUGCUCAUAAAUUAGUGAGGCGAGUGGGCAAUGACGAUAUAGUGGAACCACAUUAUAUAACAGUUUCAGCUGAAAAUGAUUUUACAGCCGCAUUCAAUUCUAUGGGUAUAAUACAUACGGCAAGAAGAAACGUCAAGGACGAAUUAAUACAAAAACUGCACUAUGAAACUUUGGAGGAACGCAAACGUUCCAAUGUAAACGCUACUCUCAGUGUUCGUGAUGAAGCACAGAUUAAAGCUGACGCGGAUAACUACCAAAAAUUUAUGAACCUAAAUAGUGUUGCCCUUUGUUUUCAAGGAUUUAUCAAAGAUGAAUAUUCUAUUUUGAGACCGAUUACAGCACCGGUUUAUAGUAAUCCAAUCAAUAAUUUGAAAAGCGCAUUAACUGGAGAACUUAAAAUAUGCAGAAUAGAUAAACAUACUAGCAGCUGCGAAGGUGGCGAAGAGAUAUUCAUAUUUGUGGAGAAAGUUUCAAAAAAAAACAUAAAGAUAAAAUUUUUUGAGCUUGACGAUGAUGACAUUGAAAUCUGGAUUGAUUAUGGUCGUUUUUCGGAAUUGGACGUCCAUCAUCAGUAUGCCAUGGUAUUUCGAGCUCCACCGUUCAAGGAUCGAAAUAUUACUUCCCCAAAGGAAGUCUUCAUACAACUGGAACGUCCUUCAGAUGGAGCUUGUUCAGAACCAAUCAAAUUCACAUAUAAGCCAAGCGACCGCAUGAUAGGCAGGAAGAGGACGCGAGUCUCUCACUCAAAUAGCACGGAAUUGGCGCAAAUGACGUUUAGUAAUCCUACGCCUUCAACAAAUAUACCAUUAACGAAUAUGCAUUCAAGCAAUGACAGUGCCGACAUAUCUAAAGAAAUAAAGAAAAUGUUAGACGAUAGAUGUUCCUCUAGUGAAUUUCGCUCUUUUGUCGAUUGUAUGGAUUUGGAAGAGUACGCAAAAUUAUUAGACCAAGACGACGAUAAGUUAACAUAUGAUGGUGCGCCGAAUAAAAAAGACGAUAAAUUGUUUGCGAAAGAUGUUAUUAUCGAUACGAUAAAAAGUAUGAAAAUAAAGCCAAACGAAGCAAAAGAUAUUAUUAAAAAAUCGUUCAAAGACAGGACAACUUAUGGAGAUACGCCACUGCACUGUGCGCUUCGACAUGGACAAAAAGACAAUGUAAAGCGUAUUCUGAUGUUUAUGAGCACUCUAAAUACAAAUGCUGAAGAGUUGGUGAACAUUCGAAACAGUUCCGGAAAGACUCCUUUGCAUUAUGCUGCUUCGCAAGAUCAACCGGAAAUUACAGAAGCAUUACUCAUGCUUGGCGCAGAUCCAAAUAUUACAGAUCAUUAUGGACAAAUGCCACUACAUAAAGCUGUAAAGUUUCCGGAAGCAAACAGAAGCAUUGAUAUUUUAUUAUCUGAAAAAGACAUCAAUAUCGAAGCAAAUACGGAUUUAGGAUGGUCACCUCUGCAAUUAGCUGCCAAAGCGGGUUCACAUUACGCGGUGCGCUCCCUCGUUAGAGCUGGCGCAGACGUAAAUAACACUGACAUGACCUAUGGAAGAACUGCCUUGCAUAUAGCAGUCGAAGGAAGCCACAAAGACAUUGUCGAAUUCCUGUUAAAAAACACCAACAUAGACGUAAACAAGAGGAACUUUAGCGGAAAUACGGCACUGCACAUCGCAAUAGUUACACCAGGCACGAAGGCCAAAGACAUAUGUGCCCUUCUACUGAAAUACGGCGCUGACCCACACAUAAGAAAUUAUAAUCGUGAAUCAUCCAAUACUGAGGAGCAACAAACAGAGGAUGUAAAACUGGAAGUGCAGUCAGAAGAUGAAAAUAUAGAAGAAUGCACCGGACAAUCAUCGUUUGACCUGGCGUCGAACAAACCAGACAUCUUACAACUCGUCUCUGGUCAAAGUGAUAUGUUAAUCGAGAGCACGCAAAUAAAAGAAGAAAAUAUAGAGGAUACACAUAAAGUUUGGUUAGACACAGAACAAGAAAAACAAUUAGCAAACAUUCUGGACGAGACAAAAGGAUGGAAAGAAUUGGCACAGCAUUUCAACUUCAAGUACUUAAUGAAUACCUUUAAGAACUCAUCCAGUGCGUCGUUACUCCUCUUGAAUUAUAUCGCUAUACAAACCAGUACGUCUCUCAGCGAUUUGCGAAACAUAAUGCAGGAUUUAGGCAUAGAAGAUGCUGUGAUAUACAUGGAUCAAAUUUUAUGUAUGAAGUGAGUCGCGCACUCUUAAAUCGUUCACAUAUUGAAUCGUUUUGUAUGUACAGUUUUUAAAAUUUGUUGUAUUAUUGACAUUGCAAAUUACAUUAUAAAGAUAUCAUUAUAAGAACUGUA
Wasmannia auropunctata (little fire ant) is the source of this 3445-nucleotide messenger RNA. It is a transcript of the gene Rel, whose product is annotated as nuclear factor NF-kappa-B p100 subunit. The transcript is spliced from 20 exons. NCBI's taxonomy places the organism in Eukaryota, Metazoa, Arthropoda, Insecta, Hymenoptera, Formicidae. Bases 807 to 3329 code for a protein of 840 amino acids. Gene Ontology annotation, biological process: cellular response to stress; non-canonical NF-kappaB signal transduction; innate immune response. Gene Ontology annotation, molecular function: DNA-binding transcription factor activity; protein binding; DNA binding. The record is from RefSeq and is a predicted model, not a curated record. Gene Ontology annotation, cellular component: cytoplasm.